Messenger RNA from Rhinopithecus roxellana (golden snub-nosed monkey), 2249 nucleotides. It is a transcript of the gene CD3D, whose product is annotated as CD3d molecule. The record is from RefSeq and is a predicted model, not a curated record. NCBI's taxonomy places the organism in Eukaryota, Metazoa, Chordata, Mammalia, Primates, Cercopithecidae. Gene Ontology annotation, cellular component: external side of plasma membrane; membrane; alpha-beta T cell receptor complex. Gene Ontology annotation, molecular function: transmembrane signaling receptor activity. The coding region runs from base 1646 to 2161 and encodes 171 amino acids. The transcript has 5 exons. Gene Ontology annotation, biological process: cell surface receptor signaling pathway; positive thymic T cell selection.
GGUAGCAGGGGCCUCAGCAGGGCUGCAGGUGCAGAUGCCUUUUAUUUUUCCGUUAAGGAGGGUGGAGGUGGUGGGGAAGGAGAGGGAGAGAGUGCUGGAUUCCCACUCAGAGACUCAUCUUGCACAGGGAACUGCAAUGGAUGCUGGGUGGGAGAUGGUACUGGGACCAUUUCUUCAUGAGGGGGAUAAAUGUCCCUGUCAUUAGUUGUUAGGAUUGUAGCCAGUUGUUACUCGUUGUUAGUUGUUAUUGCUAUAGGUAAUGAAUUUAGGAGGAACUCUCACCUUCUUGGGGCUGGACCUCCGAAUGGAAAGCCACCUCAGUCCGGGCCUUCAUUCGGGAAUUUUUUUCACUUUUUUUUUUUUCUUUUUUAAGAUAGAGUUUCACUUUGUUGCCCAGGCUGGAGUGCAGUGGCACUGUCUCAGCUCACUGCAACCUCCACCUCCUGGGAUCAAGCGAUUCUCCUGCCUCAGCCUCCUGAGUAACUGGGAUUACAGGCACGUGCCACCAAAUUUUUGUAUUUUUAGUAGAGACGGGGUUUCACCAUGUUGGUCAGGCUGGUCUCAAACUCCUGACCUUGUGAUCCGCCUGCCUCAGCCUCCCAAAGUGUUGGGAUUAUAGGCGUGAGACACGGCACCUGGCUUCACUGUUCUUUUGAGAUCAUGGAAUAGGUGCCUGGAAGGGAAUAGGUGGAACAAUUCUGAGGACAGGCCAGCACAUUUUCAGGGGCCAGAGCCCAGACUGAAUGUCUAGGAUCUCAGGCCCCUGUCUCCCUCAGCUAGUCAGUCAGUGAGCCAACAAAAAUGUGCAGAGCUCCCAUUAUGUGCCAGGCAUAAGAUAUAGCAGUGAGCAAGCCAGGCAUGACUCUGUUCCCAGGUAAGUGACAGUCUAACUGCAGUAGUGUGAAGAGUUUCAGAUCCUCGUAGGCCACAGGGGAAAAACGUCCAUUUGUCUCCCCAGGAGGCUCAAUAUUGCCUGUGAGUCAAUUAUAUUAUUAUUAAUAACUACCCCUUAUUGAGCACAUAUGAUGUGUGAGGCACCAUGCAAACAUCUUGUUUGAAUCCUUAUAAUGGUGCUAAUGGAAUAAGACUCUGAAAAAUUUCAUGGGUGGCCCAGGCCCCACAGGUAGGCAGUAUUGGACCCAGGAUUCAAAUCUCUGGCUGGGGUCCCUAAAGCCCAGCCUCCCACUGACAAGAAGCUGCUAGAGCUGGUGUCCCUGGCUGCCUAGUGAAGGGUCCUGAGAAAGAUCAACCUCCAUGAGAAGUAUAGCUGCUACGGCUUGCGCUAUGGGGCCGAUGGCUUCUCUCAAGGGACUUCGAGAUGCGGCGGUUUUUAGGUGGUGCGUAAAUGUAGUUGCAUUGUCAAUAGGGACGCUAAAGUUCAUGCUACCUUUUCCAUGUUCUCUACCAGCUCCCUGCUCAGAGAUAGAGCAAUUUACACCUGCUUCCUUCCUACCCUACCCCUAGCCCACCCCCACCCUGACAAUUUCCCAUCAUCAAGGGCAGAAAGUAGAGAAGCAGACAUCUUCUAGUUCCUCCCCCACUCUUCUCUUUCCGGUACCUGUGAGUCAGCUGGGGGAGGGCAGCUCUCACCAAGGCUGAUAGUUUGGUGACCUGGCUUUAUCUACUGGAUGAGUUCCACUGGGAGAUGGAACAUAGCAUGUUUCUGUCUGGCCUGGUACUGGCUACCCUUCUCUCCCAAGUGAGCCCCUUCAAGAUACCUGUAGAGGAACUUGAGGACAGAGUGUUUGUGAGAUGCAAUACCAGCGUCACAUGGGUAGAGGGAACGGUGGGAACACUGCUCACAAAUAAUACAAGACUGGACCUGGGAAAACGCAUCCUGGACCCACGAGGAAUAUAUAGGUGUAAUGGGACAGAUAUAUACAAGGACAAAGAAUCUACUGUGCAAGUUCAUUAUCGAAUGUGCCAGAACUGUGUGGAGCUGGAUCCAGCCACCCUGGCUGGCAUCAUUGUCACUGAUGUCAUUGCCACUCUGCUCCUUGCUUUGGGAGUCUUCUGCUUUGCUGGACAUGAGACUGGAAGGCUCUCUGGGGCUGCCGACACACAAGCUCUGUUGAGGAAUGACCAGGUCUAUCAGCCCCUCCGAGAUCGAGAUGAUGCUCAGUACAGCCAUCUUGGAGGAAACUGGGCUCGGAACAAGUGACCCUGAGACUGGUGGCUUCUAGAAGCAUCCAUUACCAACUGUACCUUCCCUUCUUGCUCAGCCAAUAAAUAUAUCCUCUUUCACUCAU